UGCUCGCAGUCUUGAGUGGUCAGUGCAUCGCUUCAGUCCAUAAUAAUCGUGCAACAUUUCAAAUCUGUACGAUUGCAUCUGUAAAAAUCUUCAUCAUCGCUACAGCAUAAUAUUAUAUACUUCUUUAAUAAUAGUAAGAACAUACGGUUGUGACUUGGUUGUGUAGAAACAAUUUUCAAGAUGUGGGUGGAAGUUGUCUUGGGAACAGCUCUGGCCAUCCUUCUGUAUCUCUCCUUCUUCCAGAAACCGAAAGGACUGCCACCAGGUCGCUGGGGUCUUCCCUUGAUUGGGUAUCUUCCUCUCAACGGUAAAUCAAUAGAAGAACAAGCUACACUCCUUCGCAAACAGUACGGGGAUAUCUUCCUGUGGAGAAUGGGGACCCAGGUGGUCGUGUUCGUCAACAACUUCAAACUGACCAAGGAAGUUUUCGCCAGCAAAUCCUUCACCGAUCGACCGGGCUGGGACAUGAUCACCUUGGAGGAGAAAGUUCCAUUGGGCGUGUUUGCGAGCAACGGCCACAUUUGGCAGACGAACCGACGCUUCACCCUCCGUCAGCUGAGAGACAGGGCAUGGAUAACAUGUUCAGAAUGGAGUUUAGUGAUACAAAACAUUCGACCAUCAGGCCAGACCGCUCAUAGUCAUCCCAGGCGCUCCAAGCCUCUCUGGGCGUCCCUGCCACUCCCAGGCCUAACACGUAACCACAAUGCUACCAAACCCGGCAGUCAGUACCGUUUUUAG
Molecule: messenger RNA, 738 nt
Organism: Penaeus vannamei (Pacific white shrimp)
Lineage: Eukaryota; Metazoa; Arthropoda; Malacostraca; Decapoda; Penaeidae
Source: RefSeq, a predicted model, not a curated record